UGUUUCAGGACGUUCCCAAGGGGCUCGUGAGGAGGGUUUAUAAUUAGCUUGCGUCUAAUCUCUCUCCCUCUCUCUUUCACACUCACUCACUCACACUUUCUCUCUCUGCUGUUAAUGUGAGUGUUUUACUGUAGUAAUGAUGGGUAAAACUGAGUUACACUCUGUAUUUAAGAACAUCCUGGAUUGUUUCUGCCUCUGUCUGUCUAGAUGUAACGGUCGUGUGAGGUCGUGGACUGUUAAAGACGAUGAGGAGAGUCAUCUGAUCUAUCGGCCGGGUGAUGUGCUGCUGGACAGAUAUGAGAUUUUGGAAACACUUGGAGAGGGAACGUUUGGGAAAGUGGUGGAGUGUAUAGACCAUCAGAGGGGAGGAUCUCACAUCGCUCUGAAGAUCAUUAAGAAUGUGGAGAAAUACAGAGAAGCUGCUCGUCUGGAGAUCAAUGUUCUGGAGAACAUCAAACAGAAAGAUCCCGAUCAUAAGACAUAUGUGUCAGUGUUAGUGAAUUUGUGUGUGCAGAUGUUCGACUGGUUCGACUAUCACGGCCACACGUGCAUCAGUUUUGAGUUGCUGGCCGUCAGCACGUUUGACUUCAUGAAGCAGAAUCAUUACGAGCCGUACACCAUCAGUCAGGUCAGACACAUGGCCUAUCAGAUCUGCCUCGCCGUCAACUUUCUUCACAACAACCAGCUGACGCACACGGACCUCAAACCUGAGAACAUCUUGUUUGUGGAUCCUGAAUACACGGUCACAUAUAACUUAAAGAAGAAGAGAGAUGAGCGAUGUGUCAGGAACACUGAUGUGAGGGUGGUGGACUUUGGCAGUGCCACGUUUGACCACGAGCAUCACAGCACUGUUGUUUCCACCCGACAUUACAGAGCACCAGAGGUCAUUCUGGAGCUGGGCUGGAGUCAGCCGUGUGAUGUCUGGAGUAUCGGCUGUAUUCUGUUUGAAUACUACAGUGGAUAUCCACUCUUUCAGACUCAUGAUAACAGAGAGCAUCUGGCAAUGAUGGAGAGAGUACACGGACCAAUUCCUUCUAGAAUGAUUCAGAAAACAAGGAAGCAGAAAUACUUUAAUAGAGGUCGAUUACACUGGAGUGAUGAUACAUCAGCUGCACGUUAUGUGAGAGAAAACUGCAGACCCCUCAGAAGGUGUGUGUUGUGUGAUUCAGAAGAUCAUCAUCAGUUCUUUGAUUUAUUGGAGGGUUUAUUUGAAUAUGAACCGGAGCGUCGUCUGUCUCUCUCUGCUGCACUCCAUCAUAAGUUCUUCAGACCCUUCAGCAGUUACAGAUACAUGAGCUGUUGACCUCUGAACUCAAGCAUCUGAACUGAACCUCAUAAAUGUCUGACAAUCAGUCAAAGAUGGAGGUGAAGUAAUGAAGAUUGGAUUCUCUGAUGAUUGUUGAAUUCAACUGGCUUUUUUUAUUUUGACCAACAGCUUCACAGCGUCACGUGGUGCAGUUUUAGCAAAGUUGUGAAAAUGUUUAGCACACUUAGGGUCAGAUUAACUAACAGCUUGCGUCAGUGUAAAGCAUCAUUUUGUCGUUAAAUAACAACUGUCAGGAUUUACUAAAGUGGAUUAUUAGCGCUGUAAAGGUGUGAUGUAGUUAUUUUUGCGACUGAUCUUAUUGCUUAUGCAUUUCUACAAGUUUCCCUUUCAGACGCAAAAUUUAUGGGAGGAGAUUAUUUACACAACACAAUUUAUAAUGUUUGCGCGUGUCAUAUUACUGUAUUUGCGCCAUUAUUUAAUGCCGUCUUAAAUCAUUUUGUGCUUGAAAUGUCUGCAAUUGUUGCUGAUAGCAGAGGCCAGCGUUGAUGCCAGUGUUUAUAGGUCAAACCGAUAUCUGAUAAUGGGAAAAUGCUUAAAUAUCAGGGAAAAUAUCUGGAAACAGAUAUACUGGUCGAUCUCUAGUAUGAGUUUAUUUGUAAUGCGAGAGGAAUAUAUUAUUCAAAAAUUAUGCUUGCCAAGUGAUGUUAUUUUUUAUUUGCUAGAGGAAAUAAAAGAGGAGAAGUCACACAAUAACAGGUGUUUCAAAACUUCUCCUAAACCUUCAUCUUUUUGUCCUCCAGUUCUUUUCAGUGUCUCUAGUCUUGGCUUUGUUGGCUGUGAUGUCUGUGGUGCUGAGCUCAAGCUCAUCAGGUGUUAGUAGAUCACCUGCACCUCAUCAGCUUAGCUUAUUUGUAACCCUGAACUAAUUUGCGCUGCUCUUAGUAGAUUGUCUUGGUCAUAAUGAAAAUCAGCUGUUGCACCUGCGUUAUUUAGUUUGCACUUUUUUACUAAAUAACCGGCAGAUAUUACCACUUGCAUCAGUGCUUUUUUGGAAUAGCGCUCUUGUGCUAAUUUGCGUUUAGUAAAUCUGGCCCUAGGUGUUUUAACCCAGCAGAACUCUGUUUAUUUUAUUUUGUUUAUUUGUAUAUUUUGGUUGUUUCUACAAUUUUAAAUAUGGCACAUGUUUAUGAGUUUUGUUUGAAAUGAAUAUAGUUGUAACUACUGUAAAUGUUUUGUAAAAUAAAAUAUGCUUUAUAUCAC
Molecule: messenger RNA, 2527 nt
Organism: Paramisgurnus dabryanus
Lineage: Eukaryota; Metazoa; Chordata; Actinopteri; Cypriniformes; Cobitidae
Gene: clk2b
Product: CDC-like kinase 2b
Biological process (GO): peptidyl-tyrosine phosphorylation; regulation of RNA splicing
Cellular component (GO): nucleus
Molecular function (GO): protein tyrosine kinase activity; protein serine/threonine kinase activity; ATP binding
Source: RefSeq, a predicted model, not a curated record